Linum trigynum is the source of this 3029-nucleotide messenger RNA. NCBI's taxonomy places the organism in Eukaryota, Viridiplantae, Streptophyta, Magnoliopsida, Malpighiales, Linaceae. The record is from the annotation of a GenBank genome assembly.
CGACGGAGCUUCGUGAUUACUAUGAGCAAACUGGUAUCAUUUUACAAACCUCUUGCACAGAUACUCCGCAGCAGAAUGGAGUUGUCGAACGCAAGCAUCGCCAUCUCUUGGAAACCGCGCGUGCUUUACGGUUUCAGGCUAAUCUUCCUCUCGAUUUUUAGGGCGAAUGUGUGCUCACUGCAGCUUAUUUAAUCAAUCGUAUGCCGCUGGUCACUACUGGGAAUCGGUCACCUUUUCAUGUUCUUUUCGGCAAAGAUCCUUCUUAUCAUCACUUGAGAAGUUUUGGGUGUCUCGUGUAUGCUCGAGAUAAUCGACGUGCCUUGGAUAAAUUUGCUGAACGAGGGCGAGCUUGUAUUUUUGUUGGAUACCCUAGCACUCAACGGGGUUAUCGCGUCUUUGACCUCGAAGACAAGCGCAUUUACACGUCUCGGGACGUGAAGUUUCUCGAAGCUGUAUACCCCUAUCAUCUUCACGCGAAUCCUUCUUCGACGUUCAUGCAUGCUCAGUCCACUCGGCCUUCUCCUGUUAUCACAGAACCAGUUUGGGAUGAGGAUGUAAUUCAUGAAUCUUCUUCAGCCGACCCCGUGCUUCCCAUUUCUCCAGCACCGGACCCGCGUCCAUCGUCUCCUCCUAGUUCACCAGCGGAGUGCAUUUCCACUCCUGGUCUUUCGACCGAGAGUUCCCCAUCCUCAGGUUCGGAUGGCACUUCUUGUCCCUCACCCUUGUCGUCGUUGUCCACGUCGUCUGUUCCUGCUGCCUCGGUACCUAUUGUUGAGCAGCACCUUCGACGCGGAGAUCGACUACGCAAGCCUUCCGUCAAGCUACACGACUUUGUAGUUGAUCUUCCUAAUUUUUCUGGCAACAGUACAACAGCUUACCCCAUUGAAGAUUAUUUGACUUAUCAGCGUUUAUCGCAGGCUCAUCAUGCUUUCGUAGCCGCGGUCACAAGUCAUGAUGAACCUCGAUUUUUCCAUCAGGCUGUUAGACAGGAACAAUGGCGUGCAGCCAUGGUUGUUGAGUAUCGUGCCCUUGAGGCUAAUGGCACGUGGGAACUUUGCUAUUUACCUCCUGGGAAACGCGCCAUUGCGUGUCGUUGGGUUUACAAAAUCAAGUUCAAUGCUGAUGGUACCAUUGAACGUUUCAAGGCGCGUCUUGUUGCUAAAGGCUUCACCCAGAUAGAGGGCAUCGAUUAUCAUGAUACCUUUGCCCCGGUUGCCAAAUUAGUAACAGUGCGUUGCCUACUUGCUGUUGCUGUCAGUCGAGGGUGGAUCAUUCAUCAACUCGACGUUAAUAAUACUUUUCUGCAUGGCGAUCUCGAGGAGGAAGUUUACAUGACUAUUCCUCAAGGGUUUGCUGCUCCUGGCGAUACUCGUGUAUGUCGUCUUCGUAAGUCGAUCUAUGGUCUUCGUCAGGCUUCACGUAACUGGUACCAGAAGUUUACACAAGCUUUGUUGGAGCUUAAUUUUGUCCAGAGUCGAGCGGAUCAUGCUCUUUUCACUUACCGACGUGGCGCGAUUUUCGUAGUGGCUCUCAUCUACGUUGAUGACGUUAUCUUGACAGGUAACGAUAUGUCUUUCAUUCAGUGUGUUAAGGAUUUUCUCAAUGAUCGGUUUACUAUCAAGGAUCUUGGUGAUCUGAAGUAUUUCCUGGGUAUUGAGGUUGCUCGCUCACCUCGCGGGAUGGUUUUAAAUCAACGAAAGUAUAUGCUUGACAUACUUGCCGAGUCAGGCCUCACGGCUGCUCGUCCUAGUCCUACUCCUAUUGAACAGAGUCAUCAUUUGGGUCAUGAUCCCUCAGCUCCUGCGGCGGACCCAGCUUCCUUUCGCAGGCAUGUCGGUCGGUUACUCUAUCUCAUUGUUACCCGACCGGACAUCACUUAUGCAGUUAAUAUCCUCAGUCAGGCCGUUCAGUCACCGACUCAGGCACAUGUUGAUGCAGCUGCUCGCGUCCUGCGUUAUCUCAAAUCAUGUCCGGGUCGUGGUCUUUUUCUUUCAGCUUCGCGUGACCUCACCCUCACGGCUUAUUGUGAUGCUGAUUGGGCGGGGUGUCCCCUCACUCGCCGCUCCACCACUGGUUUUUUCAUCACUUUGGGCUCCUCACCCAUUUCCUGGCGUACUAUAAAGCAGUCGGUUGUUGCUCGUUCCUCUGCUGAAGCCGAGUACCGUGCUAUGGCUAACACGGUCAGUGAAGUCUUAUGGCUUCGAUGGCUCUUGUGUGAUUUGGGGGUGCGUCACACUGCGCCCACACCUAUUUAUUGUGACAAUCAGGCUGCACUUCAUAUUUCAGCAAAUCCGGUAUUCCAUGAACGCACCAAGCACGUCGAGCUGGACUGUUAUUUUGUUCGAGAACGUGUCCAGUCUGGUGAUGUUCUUCCUCUCAAAAUUGCUACUGCGGACCAGCCGGCGGAUACCUUUACGAAGGGUCUUAGCGUGGAUCAGUUUUCUCAUCUACUGGUCAAGUUUGGACUUCUCGAUAUUCAUUCCUUCGCUUGAGGGGGAGUGUUGUGAUCUCUGCACUUAUUAUUAAGUAUAGGGAUCUUCUUGUAAUUAGCCAGCUGACCCAAGUUUAGUGUUGUAGGGUUUGGCUCGGCCUGUACUUAAGGGGGAGAGUGCUUAUGUUGAUCCCCAACUAAAAAAAACCUAAAAAGAUCAAUAAUAGAUCAGCCGAGAACUCACGUUCUCCGUGGACUAGUCCCGUUCUCACCGAACGGGGAAACCACGUAAAACUCGUCUAUUGUAUUCUUUCGUUUCCGCACUUUCGAUUUCUACAACUUUGUUUUUUUAAAGUACCUAUUAUGGCAUCAUCACAUACAUCGGACAUCAUCCUAAUUUCCACCAAACACAUCUUUAAUGUUAACAACUUUUCUAUGGUACAUUUACCCUUAAGUGUUAAUCUAUCUAUUCCAAACAUAAUCUAUUGUAUAUGAUUCUUUCCUCUUCAGAGGACAAAAAAAUGUGUAAACCUAUUCCAAUUAUGGAAUCUUAAACACCCAAAAAUGAUAAAGAAUCUAAUAAGAAUAUUUUUUUUCU